Molecule: messenger RNA, 1967 nt
Organism: Spinacia oleracea (spinach)
Lineage: Eukaryota; Viridiplantae; Streptophyta; Magnoliopsida; Caryophyllales; Amaranthaceae
Exons: 7
Coding region: 508-1773 (421 amino acids)
Source: RefSeq, a predicted model, not a curated record
UCCCAUACUCAUUUCACACAUACAGAUUAAGAAAAGGAGCUACUUUUUUUGGGAGCUGUCAACGCAUUAUGGUUAAAGUUAAACUAAGUAAAACACAACUAUCCAAAUGGUGUGCUUUAAAUAAGAUUGGGGGACCUAAAGUGUGUGUCAGAUCAAAAACCAAGACACAGGAAUCUAUUAAAGGCAAAGAGCUUAGCUGUCUGUUUAUGUGCCUUAGAGAGGAUGGAGGGAAGUAGUGUGCCUUCUAAAUCAUUGGAAAUGGUGAGGCAGUAAGAUUGAGCCCCCUGCCCUUCAUUUGAAUGCCUCUAAUUUUUUUGUUUUGUUUUUGGAAGUAAUAGAAUAAAAACCUUCCUAUCUAGGACAAAAUACUAGAAUAAACAUACUCAACUACUCAAGUGUUGUUCAUCACAGAAGACAAGAGUAAUACAUACAAAAAACCCCACAAAUCAUUCCAAGCAAAAAAAACAAAGAAGAGAUAUUGUAUAAACUUCAGAAAUUCAUACCUAUAUGGCUCCAAGAAGUAGUAGUAGUAGUAGUAGUUGUUGUUGUUGUUGUUCCUCGUUCGUUAUCAAAUUUGUUGUUUCCUUCCUAGUUGUCGCUUCCGUUGUUGGUCCCGCGCUCUCGCUACCGAGCAACCAAACGUUCGGGCCGUUACAUGAGCUGCAGAAAUUAAGGAGGAUCAGAGCUCAACUUAAGAAAAUCAACAAGCCUGCAGUCAAGUCUAUUAAGAGUUCUGAUGGUGAUUGGAUAGACUGUGUUCCGUCUCAUCUUCAACCGGCUUUCGACCAUCCCGAACUCAAGGGACAAAAGCCACUGGAUUCACCAGAUAGGCCGAAAGGUUUUGAGCCUGUUGAUGAAGUGACAGAGAGUGUUCAACAAUGGGCUGAAUCUGGAGAAUCAUGUCCAAAUGGAACUAUUCCAAUCAGAAGAACUACAGAAGAGGAUUUUCUGAGAGCUAGUAAAUUUGGAAGAUUUGGAAGGAAGCCUAGAAGAGGUGUUAGGCGAGACUCAGACGGCAGUGGUCAUGAGCAUGCGGUGGCGUUUGUUAAUGGGCAACAGUUUUAUGGUGCUAAAGCAAGUAUGAAUGUUUGGACACCUCAAGUGAGUGAUGCAUAUGAAUUUAGCUUGUCUCAAGUAUGGGUCAUCUCUGGUUCAUUUGGCAAUGAUCUUAAUACGAUUGAAGCAGGCUGGCAGAUAAAUCCAGCUUUAUAUGGUGAUAAAUACCCUAGGUUCUUCACGUAUUGGACGACGGAUGCAUACCAGGCUACUGGAUGCUACAACUUACUGUGUUCGGGCUUUGUUCAGACGAACUCCAAGAUCGCAAUUGGAGCAGCAAUCUCACCAAGAUCAUCCUUCAAGGGUAGACAAUUUGACAUCAGUAUCACAGUUUGGAAGGACCCUAAGCAUGGACACUGGUGGCUUGAACUCGGAUCAGGGCAACUAGUUGGGUAUUGGCCGGCAUUCUUGUUUAGUCACUUAAGGAUGCAUGCAAACAUGAUUCAGUUUGGAGGAGAAAUUGUUAACAGCAGAUCUUCAGGUUUCCACACAUCUACUCAGAUGGGUAGUGGUCAUUUUGCAGAUGAAGGGUUCACAAAAGCAGCAUAUUUUCGUAAUUUACAACUGGUUGAUUGGGAUAAUAACUUGAUUCCUUUGUCAAAUCUUAAACUUCUGGCUGAUCAUCCUAAUUGCUACAAUAUAAGACAAGGAAGAAAUAAUGUAUGGGGUAAUUACUUCUAUUAUGGAGGACCUGGAAGAAAUGUAAGGUGUCCUUAAAAACAAAAAAAGAAGAGAGAAUUGUGUUUUUGAUUUUUUUUUUUUUUCCCCUCAUGCCUUUAUUUGGGUUAGGUUAUAAGUAUUCAUAUCUUAGUAGAUUAUUACUUCUCCAACAAUGAAUCAUUCAAUGUGAUCAGUGUGUAUAUCUAAGAAAAUACAAGUUGUUGAUAGAUUAUUUAGUCCAUUGUGUUGUA